Messenger RNA from Metarhizium album ARSEF 1941, 1866 nucleotides. Its product is annotated as D111/G-patch. NCBI's taxonomy places the organism in Eukaryota, Fungi, Ascomycota, Sordariomycetes, Hypocreales, Clavicipitaceae. The transcript is spliced from 4 exons. The coding region runs from base 1 to 1866 and encodes 621 amino acids. The record is from RefSeq and is a predicted model, not a curated record. Gene Ontology annotation, cellular component: nucleus. Gene Ontology annotation, molecular function: RNA binding. Gene Ontology annotation, biological process: mRNA splicing, via spliceosome.
AUGUCCUACGGGUGGGCCGAAACUGAUGGGGAUUUGAUAGCUUCGCGACAGCCUUCUGGCCAAUUCGAUCGCGGCCGAAUUUCCGUCCAUCGAUCAGGAAACCGCCGGGCAUUUGUUCAGUUUGAAGACGUGGAUCAAGCAACUGCUUUCGUUAAAGAGCAUUUCCCAAAAAUUCUUAUUGAGCUCCAGCAUUCGACUGAUGACGCACCAGACGGCAAGUUUGAAGCAUACAUCCACUAUGCCCGGAACCGAGAUGACGGUGAAACCCGGCAGGUUCGAGCUGCCGACUGGGCCUGCCCUCAAUGUGACUUUUUGAACUUUUCUACAAGAGCAAGGUGCAAAAUAUGCGGCACGCAGCCACCCGCGAACAACUGGGAACAAAGCCUGACAGGUGCGGCUGAUGUCGCUGACGGUGCCGACGCCGUGUCGCAGAUCUUGGUGGUUUAUCCGCUGGCAUCUUUCGUGACCGAGGACAUGCUCGCGAAAGAUCUCAAACUCCUAGAAAAGUCGGAAGAACCGAAAAGCUCUGCCAACGGGCCGACCAAGUUAAAGUCAACCGCCCCAGGGGCCGAUGUCUCUCGAUACGGAGCCAAGCCCGAGUCACUGCACCGCGUGUUUCUCAUGCGUGAGGUUACGUCGGGAGAGAGCUUUAAAUACGGCUUCGCUGAGUUCUGGACCCUCGAGGAUGCGGCGGCGGCAGUGACCAAGUUUCGCAUGUCCCGCUCCUUCACUGUUGCCGGCUGUGCCGUCACCGUUGCCCCGACACAUAUGGGCGUCUUUCUACCGGAGGAGCGCGAAAUCGUGCCAAACAUCGAGCACAUGUCGUUUAAUCCGCUCUUCAACCCCUCCCUCCGCGUGCGAUACCGGGACACGCACGUAUUCCCGAGUCAACUGGUCGUCACGCCCCAACGACCGGCCGAGGCCAACCUCAACGCCGCCAAGUCCGCCGAGGACGAACAGGGCGACAAGAAGCAGAAGAAGCGCAGAGCGGAAGGAAGCCUAGCCGCGUCCGCGGCCAAGAAGGCAGUCCCCAUGGCAGGCCAAAUGGCCGUCUGGCAGCGGAAACACGACGAGCUCCGUGGCGUCGAAGAAGGUGGCGACGCACCAAACGGCCCUCCCGACCCAGCAACCAAGUCGGGCCCGAUCAAGAUCUCACUGUCAAACGCUACCAAAUUCGGGGCGCCUUCGGCAGCCCUCACGUCCGCAGGGCACCCUUCGCCACGCGAGAAGUCGCCAAGCGCCCAGGCCCCUCCGCCACCAAGCCCACCCCAACACGGGCCCGGGAGCCCUCGGGAGGAGGAGACGUACACGGACAAGGAAAGACUCAUGUGCCUCAUCUGCAUGCGCAAGUACAAGUCCCUCGACGAGGUCAACAUCCACGAGAAAUCGCGCAACCACAGGUCCGCGAUGCAAGACGACGACAAGGUCAAGGCAGCCCUGCCGCGACUUGCCACGCGCGACAAGCGCCAUCGACAGGACCCCCAGGUCCCCCAGUACCGCGACAGGGCCAAGGAACGCCGCGACAUAUACAACCAACCCGACCGACCUGCUCAGCCGUCCAAGCCCAGGAGCGAACCGAAGAAGGCGCCCGAGGAAACGAAGCCGGCCGCGGCAGUCGCGUCAAAGGGGGCAGGCAUGCUCGCCAAGAUGGGCUGGACUACGGGCGUCGGCCUGGGCGCAAACAGCGACGGCCGCACAGAGGCGAUCUCCACCAACGCCUACCAGGAAGGCGUAGGGUUGGGUGCCGAGGGCGGCAAUCUAGGUGAUGCGGCCGAGCUGGCGGAGCGCAAGACAAAGGGCUCCUACUCGGACUAUCUGACCACGGUGCAGGACAAGGCGAGGGAGAGAUACAAUCAGAUGAACUGA